Molecule: messenger RNA, 4839 nt
Organism: Dermacentor albipictus
Lineage: Eukaryota; Metazoa; Arthropoda; Arachnida; Ixodida; Ixodidae
Gene: Epac
Product: Exchange protein directly activated by cAMP
Biological process (GO): Ras protein signal transduction; positive regulation of GTPase activity
Cellular component (GO): plasma membrane
Molecular function (GO): guanyl-nucleotide exchange factor activity
Source: RefSeq, a predicted model, not a curated record
UUCUGGAACAGAUUGGCUCUUGGUGGUGUCUUAACCCGGAGAUUCUGGAAGAAAGCAGCUCUUGACGCCCGCCGCCGUCGCGGACGACGUUAGCGGGCGACGCUGAGAAAGCCCAAGGCUGCCGGGGACGAGGUUAGCGCGUCAGGUGCCGCCAUCUGUGGCGCCCGCCAAGCACUACAAAGGUCGAUGCGGGAACGGCAUGGUGGCGGUAUGGUCGCACAGCAUGGACAAACGUCCCGGGGACCGGACCGAGGACGACUUGGAGUCCAUCUACGGCCGGUUGCGCAGCAUCAAGGCCUUCCACCGGCUGCACCCGGUGCUGCUGCAGCAGCUGUGCUUCUACGGAUACUACGAAGACCUCGACAGGGGUGUCACGCUUUUCCGCCAAGGCGACCGUGGCUCAAACUGGUACACGGUGUUGGCGGGAUCUCUAGAUGUUCAAGUUACCCACACUGGACAUUCUAAGGACUCCGUGACACUGUGUACGCUGGGCAUCGGCACCGCGUUCGGCGAGUCCGUGCUCGACAACAGCCCGCACAGUGCCACCGUGGUCACCAACGAGUACUGCGAGCUGCUGAGGAUCGAGCAGAGGGACUUUCGAUCCAUCUGGGAGCGGAACCGGCACCUCAUGGAGGACAUCGUGUCCCCGCUGAGCACCCUUCGCACCAUAUCAGGUUCCACACGGCGGCGCGAGAGCCGGGCGCAGUCGAACGGCACGCUGCGCACCAUCCCGCCUCCUGCGCCGGCGAAGACGCCCGCGGCCGAACCAGCGCCGCUGCCCUCGCGGCACCCGCCGUCGCCCACCGAGCCGUUUCACACCAACCGGCUGCUCGUGUCACAGCCUACGGCCCAGGUUCACCGGGCGGGAUGGGUGCUGCGCACGCUGCUGCUGUUCCAGGCGCCGCAACUGAUCCGCGACCGGAAGUAUCACAUGCGCCACUUCCGGCGAUGUAUGGUGGGCACCGAGAUGGUCGACUGGCUGCUCCAGGUGCCGGCCACCCACGUGCGCCUUAACUCACGCGCACAGGCCGCCGGCAUGUGGCAGGUCCUGCUCGAGGAAGGCGCUAUCAACCACGUGACCCGCGAGCACCAGUUCAAGGACAAGUACAUGUUCUACCGGUUUCGCGAGGACGAAGAGGAGCCCACCAAGCUGCCCACGUCCGAGGACCGACUGCAGGCCGAAGAGGAACUGCAGGACGUGCUCCUGCUGCUUAUGCAGCUCACGCCGGACGCCGUGCUGCGCAUGAUACUGCGGAAGCCGCCCAUGGAGAGGACCCUGGACGAUCUGGACCUCAUCUACGAAGAGCUGCUUCACAUCAAGGCCCUGUCGCACCUCUCCAACAGCGUCAAGCGUGAACUCUACGGGGUGAUGAUCUUCGAGUCUCACCCUAAGGCCGGAACUAUACUCUUCAACCAAGGUGACGAGGGCAAGUCCUGGUACAUCAUACUACGGGGCUCCGUCAACGUCGUCAUCUACGGCAAGGGCGUCGUGUGCACUCUGCACGAGGGAGACGACUUCGGCAAGCUGGCGCUCGUCAACGAUGCACCACGCGCGGCGACCAUAACGACUCGCGAGGACAACUGCCACUUUCUGCGAGUCGACAAGGAAGACUUCAACCGCAUCCUCAGGGACGUGGAAGCGAACACAGUAAGGUUAAAAGAACACGGCCAAGAUGUUCUACUGCUGCAAAAGAUACCGGCUGACGCAAGAAACACCAACGGUGCACAUUCUCAUUACAAGUAUAUGGUUAUGGCAGGAACCCCGCAGAAGAUGUUGGAACAUCUAUUAGAAACCCGGAUAGACACUAGAACAGAAGAAUCCUCAGAUACUUUCUUAGAAGAUUUUCUGCUGACUCACGUCAUAUUUAUGCCAAGCCAUCAGCUGUGCCCAGAACUUAUGAAGCAUUAUCGAAUCGAUCUAGCGAAUUCGAGGCAAGAGAAGGAGUUCAUCCUCGCAAACAAGAGACGGGUUGUGCAAUUCGCCAACAGCUGGGCGCUCACGGUGCGGGAAGCCUUUUUCGAGGAUCCAGUCAUCCAGGCUUUUGUAGACGAGCUCCUAAAGGCGGUCAAAGAGGACAGCACGAAAUACGCAGGCUGCCUGCAGGAAGAACUCAGGACAAUGACGAGGAUCAUGGACUUACAGGAAAAUGUAUUUCUUUUCAGGUACGUGAAAGAACACGAGUGCUCGGCCCCGCAGCGUUGGAAGGUGGGUCCCUUCGGCCACAUCCGUCACCUGUCGUCCGGAAGCACGACGUCUGAGGACACGGUUGACGUGCACCGGCCCAUCAAGCCCAACGACGAGAUAAUCUUCAGGGUAUACUGUGCCGACCACACGUACACCACACUGAAGACUGCGGUGAGCGCCACGGCGGAAUUCAUCAAGAGGAAUGCUGCCGAAAAGUUGAGCCUCAAGGAUGACUUGGUGCUUGUCGAAGUGAAAUCUUCGGGAGAACGUAUCGCAUUCAAGGACUCUGAGGUGAGCGUACCCACCGGUCUGAGUAUCAAUGGAAGGGUCUUCAUUUCGCCGGCAGAUCACCUGGACGCCCUCACGCCUCUGAGCGAACAAGAGGGCCCGGUGGAAGGGACAGGUGCACUUCUGGAGACACUCAGCUCGCAUGACAUCGCCUACCACAUGUCCCUCUACGACUGGCAUCUGUUCUCCUGCAUACACGAGUACGAGCUCAUCUACCAGGUGUUCGGCAGGCAUCAGUUCCGGAAAAUCAUGUCCAACCUAGACGUGUUCCAGAGGAGGUUCAACGAGGUUCAGUUCUGGGUCGUCACCGAGAUGUGCCUGGCGAAUCCGAUCGGACGGCGAGUGCAGCUUCUACGGAAGUUCAUCAAGAUUGCUUCCCACUGCCGCGAGUACCAGAACUUGAACGCGUUCUUCGCCAUCGUCAUGGGACUGAGCAACGUGGCCGUGAGCCGGCUGAGCCAGACGUGGGAGCGGCUGCCGGGAAAAGUGAAGCGCACCUUCGCCGAAUUCGAAACGCUCAUCGACCCGUCACGGAACCACCGGCGUUACCGCGUGGCCGUGUCGAAGGUGCAGCCCCCGCUGGUACCUUUCAUGCCCCUCCUGCUGAAGGACAUGACCUUCUGCCACGAAGGAAACAAGACCUACAUCGACGGUCUUGUCAACUUCGAGAAAAUGCACAUGAUUGGACAGACACUCCGGUCACUGAGGCACUCAAGAAGCCAAAGAUUAAAUUUGGAACCACCUCCACCAGGAAAAGUUCAGCAAGAUGUUCGUGAGUACAUAAGAACACUCAAGGUGAUCGACAAUCAGAGGAGACUUACACAACUAUCACAUGCUUUGGAGCCACGGCGGCCAUGAAGAUGACGCUCCAGUCUUAAUUUAUUCAGACUUAGCAUGCAACGCUAGCCACGAUCUAUGAUACUUCAUUGUUCUCAGCUUCCUUUGGAAUUCAUGGUAACAUUGUAGUUUAGGUGUAAAUGCGGAAACAAAGCAACUCGUCACAUGGUGCAUACAGAAUUGUGUUAUAUAUACAGAUAGGGCUAAGGAAAGCAGUGAAGACCAAUCGUCCAUUUAGAAGAGCCACUUGCCAGCAAAGGUAGAGCUGAAGGUUAAUUGAACAAGGGCGGGAGGAGGAGUGCAGCUGUCACUACAACUGCUGCUGCCACUGCAGCACUACAACUACAUACUACAAGCUGUUUUACUCAUGGUUGUUGCCUCAAGCCAAGACUCCACUGUUGCAGUGUAUCUGUGGUAAUUUCCCGAUGCUCACUGUUCUCUGCCAGAUGUGAGGUGAAAUGGCAAAGAUAGCAGAAGCAUAAGCUUCAUCACCGGCCUAUGUAUUGUUUUUCCCAAUGUUAAUUUGGAAGCUUUGUCGCACCUGAAGAUAUUUUGUGCUAUAGUGUGCAUUCAUUACAAAGCUCACUCAAGCUUAGCACCUGUCAUUGGACUCUCUUUCAAUGAAUGAAGUUCUUCACGUAUCAUUAACGAUAAUUGAAGAUGUUUGUUUCAGGACCCUAGGUAUAUAUAAAGUAUUAUUCGUGGGACUAAUGUUCAUAGGACGACGUCUAGCUUGGCUUAAUUGUACCUUCAAGGGCAAAACAAAUGUGCAUCCAGUAAAAUGUCUUGAAAGCCAGUAUUGUAGUGAACAGUGCAGACACAGCGACCUACCUUUAUGAAGGCUGAAAGGACAGUCUUUCGGUAAGGGCUGUGAAUUACACUGCACAAUUAAAAGGUAAUUUUCUAAGGAACAUUACAUGCUAUCAAAAGUUCUGUAAAAUUAUUGCGAACAUUUAUGAGCAUGAAUGAACAUAAAGCUAGCAGAAGAAUACUCAGUGCAAGAAUUUAAAAAAGAUAUUAUCGUGGUCACUGCUUUGGUCCUCUAAGUCAGUGGGCACAGCACUUCUGUUGUCUUUGCCAUUUUCAUUUGAUAUUCUCCAUCUUCCCUGGCUCUAUACCGCACUGCGGCAAGUCUUGAGCUAUUGAUGGAUCCUCCUAGCCCUGUGUAAAGUCCUGACCGGGUAAAUGGUCUAGAUUUUUGUUUCCCAGAAAACCACAUGUUUGUGAACAAAACUCCUGAGCUGGGGUACUUGUACCUGAACUAUUUUUGAGAGACCGCUUCGUUCCUGGACAGAUUUUUUAUGUAGACCUUUACCCAGAUUCUACAAGAUGUUGUACAUACGUUUGUACAGUGUAGAAGAAGAACAUAUUUUCAUUUAGUUUUAUUUGUUCUAUAUGUUCUCAUCAUUCCUUGUUGUUGCAUGCUGUUUAUUUAUAACAUGUAUUCACGUACAUCGAUGCGAUCCAGUUUAACACCAUUCCAGUUAUUUUUAAAGAUAAAUAGGUCACGUGUCUUAAUUUUUAUCCAC